UUUUUUAAAAACUUUUUUAUUAGGUGAUGCAGCAACAGUAAAUAGCACUAGAAUGAAUACACAAGAUCGCUCGUUUAGAGAACUUAUAACUCAUUUAUGGGAACUACCUGUUGAUUCGGUUGCAUCAUUCAAAGUGUUGGAUCAGAAAUUAAGAGAUGACAGCGUGUUGCGAGAAGAGUUGAAAUUCUUUUUAUUUCUCUUUUUUAAAGAGGCAAUAUCCCUCUACUCUUUUUUGUCACAUAUUGCCAGAAAACUGAUGACUAAAGAAGUUGCUGAGCAGUUUACCAGAAUUGAUCCUCCUCCCGGCAAGUUAGCUUUCGAGAUUGAAGUGCCAACAAUUUAUAAAAUGCUUGAAGGUAAGUUCAAAUAUAUUAUCACAAUAUCUGAGGAAGAUGAUAUCAUAAUCCGAGUGUGAAUCAAACAUAAAUGAGACUACUUUAAUAACUAAUUAUUAAAAUAAUACUCACAAAAAGAACAAAAAUGUUAUUUUCUACAUAACAUCCGUGAACUUCUACAUACUUUUUUCCAGCGUUUUGGACAUUUUUUAAAUUUCGGUGGCAUAGAAAAAAAAUAGACAGCCUCCUGACCAAUGGCACUUAAAUUUUUUAUCGCUUCCUUAAACGAAAAUCUUUUGCCUCAAACCUUCUCUAAGGUUUUCAAACAAAUGGUAGCCCAAUGGUGCCAAGUUCGGGCUAUAAGGUGGAUGUUCAACUAUUUUCCAGUGUAAGGCUUGUAACUUCUGUUGUGUCACUGCGACUUUAUGAAGUGUCGCAUUGACCUGCUGCAAGAAAUCGGCAUGACUAUAAGCUGCUUUGACUUUCUUUAAAUGUUUACAACAAUAAUUUGCAUUAAUUGUUAGUCGUUCAUGAAUAAAUUCAACGUAGCAAUAACCAGUGAGCCCUAAAAAACACUUGUGAGUACUUUACCAGCAGAUAACCGAGAUUUUCCUUUAAAUGAUGUAGAAUUAUUUUUCUACUGUAUUCCAUUUUGACACUUAGCUUCAGGGCUAUCACGGGUCAGGGAAAACAGGAAAAAGCCUGGAAUUUUAUUUUAAUUAUAAAAAUCAAGGAAAAGUCAGGGAAAAUUGCAAUUUUUUACAAAAACUUGGAAAAUUCCUCUAUCAUACCUGGAAAAUAACUAAUUUUAGAAUUGUCAGCAACAGUAAUUAGCUGCAGAUUCAAGUUAAAUAUUUCUAACAUCUAUGAUAAUUAUUUGUUACAAAAUUCCUAUUUUAGAGAAACUGUCAUGUUUCUAUCCUCAUUCAAAGGUAUAGUUUUGUUCACAUUAUUUCUUCAGAUAUAUUAUUUCUUCAGAAGCUUGAGAAGGAAAUCUCACAAGUUAUGUUGCAAAUUUUUAAAGGAACAUUGACAGAAGAGUUUUAUCUCCCAAAUAUCUAAUAGCCUGUGCUUUUCUCAAUAUGGAAGAAUUUAUUUCAAAAAGAACAUUUGGUUUAUCAAACUUUGGCACUGAAGUUGAUACAACUAACAUUGAUAAGGAAAGUAUCUUGAAAAUCGAUUUUGAGAUAAGUUUUUGAGGCAUUGUUAGUUGGAAAAACAAUUGGUUCCAUAAGUAAAUGGUAAGUACUGCUGAAGAUCCACUAGAUAUAAGACAAUGUGAGAUGGAUUUUACACAAACUUCGAAACUUCUUUUUCUUAUUUAUUACCCAGUGAGGUAUUCUAAAAAUGGUACUGGAAAAUCAAAAGAAAUUUUGAAGAUACAUUUACAUUGGCC
Molecule: messenger RNA, 1731 nt
Organism: Parasteatoda tepidariorum (common house spider)
Lineage: Eukaryota; Metazoa; Arthropoda; Arachnida; Araneae; Theridiidae
Source: RefSeq, a predicted model, not a curated record